Molecule: messenger RNA, 789 nt
Organism: Babesia microti strain RI
Lineage: Eukaryota; Apicomplexa; Aconoidasida; Piroplasmida; Babesiidae
Product: Tubulin-specific chaperone C
Exons: 5
Coding region: 1-789 (262 amino acids)
Biological process (GO): post-chaperonin tubulin folding pathway; tubulin complex assembly
Cellular component (GO): cytoplasm
Source: RefSeq, a predicted model, not a curated record
AUGGAUGAACCGUUGACUAUUGAGUUAAAUGAGCUUAGUAGUUUGAUUUGCAAUUUCUCAAAAGGAUUGUGUGCAGAAUCUCAAGUAACUGGGCUUCUAGAACGUAUAAGACAGAGAGUGCAUUUGGUGUAUGGCUUUAAAGCUCCAAAUAACAUAUCUACACAAAUUAUCGCAUUGGAAAAGGAGUUAGCAUCCAUUUUAUCCAAGAAAAGGUUGCCAAAAUUCCAGUUGAGAACAAAAAUACCAAUAUCCACUAGUAAUAAGCCACGUCCCACUACAUUGAAUGAUGGUUUUAAGCCAAAAAAAUGUGUGAUAUCUACAAAUGAAAUCACUAUCACAUCUCAAAUCAACGAGCAAUUCUUAAUACCUACGGGACAAGCUACAUCAGCGCUUGUAACUCUAGAACAUUUGUAUAACUGCGAUGUUGAGAUAUUAGACAUAGUCGUCACAGUAUAUAUUAAGAAAUUAGACAAUUGCAAUAUACUUGUAGGACCCUGUACUGGAUCAAUUAUGAUACAUGAAUCACGCAACUGUACAUUCAAAUUGACGUGUAAACAAUUACGGAUACACGAUUCGAACAAUAUUAAAUGCUUAGUCAAUACUAGCAUCGCACCAAUCAUCGAGAAUUGCACUGGAAUUGGUUAUAACACUAACAAUUUCAUAUAUGAAGGCUACCUAAAGCAGUUAAAGAGUGUAGGGUUGAAUGAAUUGGUUGAUGCUGGCAAACAAGUGAUUACUGAUUUUUGCUGGCAGAAAAAUACGCCCUCUCCAAACUGGUAUUACUUGUAG